Molecule: messenger RNA, 954 nt
Organism: Endocarpon pusillum Z07020
Lineage: Eukaryota; Fungi; Ascomycota; Eurotiomycetes; Verrucariales; Verrucariaceae
Exons: 1
Coding region: 1-954 (317 amino acids)
Biological process (GO): siRNA processing
Cellular component (GO): nucleus; RISC complex; cytoplasm
Molecular function (GO): RNA binding; ribonuclease III activity
Source: RefSeq, a predicted model, not a curated record
AUGGCUAAGAGAAAGCUUGACAACAAUUCGCCUGCUGGGCCGGAUGAGAAGAGGCCAUGCUUUGGUAGUAACGGAACACCAGAUCUACCGCCCAUUCCUCCAAUCAACAAGGAGUUGUCCAAGACUGUCUUCACUCACCAAUCUGUCGUCUCAAAACUAGAUAUCAGCGAUCCAGCUGCUAGCUACGAACGCCUCGAAUUCCUCGGAGACGCCUACAUCGAAUUAAUGGCUACGAGGCUUAUCUGGGACAAAUUCAAAGACCUACCAGUUGGCCGACUAUCUCAGCUACGGGAAAUGCUGGUAAAGAAUGAAACGCUGGCCAACAUUGCGGUUAUGUAUGGUCUCGAUAAGCAGAUCGUUACGGCUCCAGAUGUGAAGACCAAUCGAAAACAGUGGGCAAAAGUCAAGGGCGAUGUGGUAGAAGCUUAUGUCGCGGCGAUCGUAGAGGCCGACACUGAGGUGGGCGGCACCGGCUUCCUGACAGCGCAGAGAUGGCUAUACCAACUUUGGAUCCCUCACCUGGCAGGCGACGUGGUGGAGAAGAGGAUGCCAGAUGUCAAUGCCAAGGAUGCAUUGUCUCGGAAGGUGGUGAGCCGUGGUGUCAAGCUGGAAUACCUCGAACAGCGACCAUUGGAGAUGUUGAAGACAGGACAGCAAAAAUAUUACAUAAGCGUGUUCCUUACGGGCUGGGGGUAUGAAAGGCAGUUGUUGGGUACUGGGGAGGGCCUCAGUAAGACAGGCGCCGGGAAUCUGGCGGCUGAGGAUGCUCUGCAUAGUCUGCUAGUCGAGCAGAUAGCGGAGAAGAAGAGAGAAUUUGACAGAAGGACGAGAGGGAUUGACCAAAGUCUGCACGGCAAAACAGCCAACGGACGGACUUCGGAAGAGAGGAUGACACGGGAGAAGGAGAUAGUGGCGAAGAAAAGGAGCAUGUUCAUGUCGUCGGAGUUCGGAUAG